This is a messenger RNA of Pteropus alecto (black flying fox), 876 nucleotides long. RefSeq names its product glutathione S-transferase P. Gene Ontology annotation, molecular function: glutathione transferase activity. NCBI's taxonomy places the organism in Eukaryota, Metazoa, Chordata, Mammalia, Chiroptera, Pteropodidae. Gene Ontology annotation, biological process: glutathione metabolic process. The transcript is spliced from 7 exons. The record is from RefSeq and is a predicted model, not a curated record. Bases 95 to 790 code for a protein of 231 amino acids. Gene Ontology annotation, cellular component: cytosol.
GGGGCGGAGCGGGACGGACAACCCUUAUAAGGCUCGAGGCUGCUCCGCUGCACCGCGUAUUUCCGCCAUCGCUCUCUUUGUCUACGCUGCAACCAUGCCGCCCUACACCAUCAUCUACUUCCCCGUCCAAGGGCGCUGCGAGGCCAUGCGCAUGCUGCUGGCUGACCAGGGCCAGAGCUGGAAAGAGGAGGUGGUGACCAAGGAGACCUGGCUGCAGGGCCCUGUUAAGGCCUCCUGCCUGUAUGGACAGCUCCCCAAGUUCCAGGAUGGAGACCUCACCCUAUACCAGUCCAAUGCCAUCCUGCGCCACCUGGGACGCUCCCUGGGGCUGUAUGGGAAGGACCAGCGGGAGGCGGCCCUGGUGGACAUGGUAAAUGACGGCGUGGAGGACCUCCGCAGCAAAUACGGCACCUUCAUCUACACCAACUACGUGAGCAUGGGCACCAGGGGCAGGCACGUGGGACCAACAAAGUACUAUGUGAAGGAGCUGCCAGAGCACCUGAAGCCCUUUGAGACGCUGCUGGCCCAGAACCAGGGGGGCCAGGCCUUCAUCGUGGGCAACCAGGUGAGUGGCCGUCCCUGUCCUACCCCUGCAAUGCCACCCUCUUCUUACAGAUGGGAGACAGGUGCAGAGAGAGCACGUGAGCCAUUUGUUGCUGGGUGGACCUUGGACUCCUUCCCCUUGCUCUCGGCCUAUGUGGCUCGCCUCAGUGCCCGGCCCAAGCUCAAGGCCUUCCUGGCCUCCCCCGAGCAUGUAAACCGGCCCAUCAAUGGCAACAACAAACAGUGAGAGCUUGUGGCACCCUCGGCAGGAGGCAGGGGGCCGCCUGCCACCCAGCUCUUCCGCAAGGCCAAUAAAAUUAGCAAGAGAAGUCA